AUGACUUAUCAGAGCACCCUGAACCUCCUUUUCAGUUCCAAAAACAUCAUCCCUAACUACCGUUGUGAGACACAGAAGAAUAUGAUAUCUGUCAUUGGUGGACUUGAUUCUGAAACGUCCCUGUACAUGGCCAACAUCUUCAGUGCCUACAAGAUUCCACAGGUCACCUACUGCUUCUUUUCUCCAGAACUGAGGGAGAAAACCCAACUACGUUCCAUUUACCAGAUGGUCCCUAGUGAAACAAAUCAAUGCACUGGUGUGGUGCGGCUUCUUCUGCAUUUCCAAUGGACAUGGGUUGGAAUCAUUGCAGUCAAUGAUGCUCAAGGAGACACGUUUGUGCAGAUAUUGUUGGCACUCCUAUCUGAGAAUGGCAUUUGCCCUGCUUUCAUUGGCAGGCUUCCACCUUUCACUUCCACUGAAGACAUGAUAGAUGAUUUCCUCUUGACAAAAUCCAAAGAUAAUCUCUCAUUUUUAACCCAUAUCAAAAUCAAAGUAUUUGUUAUAAGUGGGGAUACUCUCACCAUGCUUACCUUGAAAUGGUUUCUAAUUGUCGCACAAAGGGGCGUUAUGACUGAGGCGAUCAUGGGUAAGCUUCACCCUUUCCUAAGGAGUGUCUCAUUUAACAACACUGCUGGGGACCCCAUUCACUUCAAUGAGAGAGGUGAACUAGAAACUGGAUUUGACAUUAUCAACUGGGUGACUUUCCCAAAUCAAAGCUUUCUAAGGCUGAAAGUAGGAAGGAUGGAUCAACAGGCUUCACAGGACACAGAGCUCACCAUUAAGGAGGAGUUAAUCACAUGGCAAAGGAAGUUUAAUCAGGUCCAACCUUUGUCUGUGUGCAAUGACAACUGCCAUCCAGGUUUCAGCAGAAAAAAGAAGGAGGGGAAGCCAUUUUGUUGUUAUGAUUGCGCUCCAUGUCCUGAAGGGAAGAUUUCAGACAAGAAAAACAUGGAUGAUUGUUCCAAAUGCCCGGACGAUGAAUAUCCAAACAAAGACAAAGAUCAAUGCCUGCCAAAGGUUCUCAACUUCCUGUCCUAUGAUGAGCCUUUGGGGAUCACUUUAACUUUCUUGGUGGUGUCAAUGUCUGUCACCACAAUUUUAGUACUUGGAAUCUUCAUUAAACACCGGAACACCCCCAUCGUCAAAGCCAACAACCUGAGUCUCACCUACUGUCUACUUAUCUCCCUCCUGCUCUGCUUCCUCUGCUCAUUACUAUUCAUAGGCCGGCCUCAGAUGCUUACCUGCCUUUUCCGUCAAGUAAUCUUUGGCAUCAUUUUCUCGGUGGCUGUUUCUUCCUUGCUGGCAAAAACCAUCACUGUGGUUCUGGCUUUCAUGGCCACUAAGCCAGGAAGCAAGACAAAGAAAUGGGUGGGGAAGAGACUGGCAUACUCCAUUGUUCUUUCCUGUAGCAUUAUUCAAGCAGGACUUUGUAGUCUAUGGCUUUACACAGCUCCCUCAUUCCCAAAUGUGGACACCCAUUCAAUGUUUAAAGAAACAGUAAUAGAAUGUAAGGAAGGAUCAGUCAUUAUGUUUUACUGUGUGCUGGGGUAUCUGUGUUUGUUGGCUAGUGUGACCUUUACUGUGGCUUUCUUUGCUCGCAAAUUGCCCAGCACGUUUAAUGAAGCCAAGUUCAUCACUUUCAGCAUGUUGGUGUUUUUCAGUGUUUGGCUGUCCUUUGUGCCAACGUAUCUGAGCACAGAGGGGAAAUAUGUGGUGGCUGUGGAGAUCUUCUCCAUCUUGUCUUCUGGUGCUGGUUUACUGGGCUGUGUCUUUUCCCCAAAAUGUUAUAUCAUUAUUCUGAGGCCUGAGUUGAAUAGCAAGGAACACGUACUAGUAAGAAAUUAG
This is a messenger RNA of Euleptes europaea (tarantolino), 1845 nucleotides long. RefSeq names its product vomeronasal type-2 receptor 26-like. Gene Ontology annotation, cellular component: membrane. Bases 1 to 1845 code for a protein of 614 amino acids. The transcript has 5 exons. Gene Ontology annotation, biological process: G protein-coupled receptor signaling pathway. Lineage: Eukaryota; Metazoa; Chordata; Lepidosauria; Squamata; Sphaerodactylidae. The record is from RefSeq and is a predicted model, not a curated record. Gene Ontology annotation, molecular function: G protein-coupled receptor activity.